AUGCGCUUUAUAUUAUGCGGUAGCAGUUGCAAGAGAGCUCCGGACGAAGAAGGCGACAUCCAGACCAUUGCAGAUAUUGAGCACGAGACAACUACUUCGUCUGAACAGAAUGCUGAUUCGGUAGGACCUAUCACGUCUGCACACACCGACCUCCGAAGCUCUCUCCCUCAACUCCUUCGAACCAGCCGCCAGAUACACAAUGAGGCGAGAGCACUCCUAUACAAUAACAACUGCGUUCAUGUUCACUUUGGAGAGGAGCUGCGAAUCGUUUUACCAAAAUAUCGAAAAGAAAUUCGACAUAUGGUUAUAAAUCUAUAUUACACUAACCCGUUUUUGCAUGAACCCGAACACGAAGAAGGUCGGUACUUGGAGGCAUGGCCAGAGUUGCUAAGUGGACUAUGUAGUCUGCAACUUAUUGUAAGCUGCCUGUCAUGGUAUAAUCCGGAUGAAUGGGCGGAAGUGAUGAAAAUGCACCUAGAGUUCAUCGACUUACAUAUCCCUCCACAAGUGAAGGUCGAGGUAGACACGGACGGGGACGAAUCGACCCGCCAGCUGGUAAACGACAACAUCUCAAACCUCUGCACCUUCGAGAGACUUGCUGCUGGAGAUGAGUUCUUCAAAAGAGGUGUAUUCGCUCGGAGCGACCGUGACUACGACUUGGACCUGGACUUGGACGAGCGUUCGUCUGAAGACGAUGACGAUGACGAUGACUUUAUCGAUCACAAUAACCCUUACUACCCUUUGUAUCAGUUGUUUUUGAAGUUGGAGACAAAUGAAAGCGCUUGA
Molecule: messenger RNA, 786 nt
Organism: Fusarium coffeatum
Lineage: Eukaryota; Fungi; Ascomycota; Sordariomycetes; Hypocreales; Nectriaceae
Exons: 1
Coding region: 1-786 (261 amino acids)
Source: RefSeq, a predicted model, not a curated record